CUGAUUGCUCAUGAAAAUCUUGCUUUAAUAUAAUUCCCUUAACUCAAGCUAACGUCCCAUACGACGAAACACUCUCAGCAGCAUGGCAGCAUCAGGCGACGAUCCAAUCGUUGUCAAUGCAUACAGCUGCCCAGUAUCUUCUGGGACUUGCUUUUUCAAUUCACUUCGCAGGAAGAAGGCAGAUGAAGCGCCAAGGAGUGAAUCGAAUCUACUCAAGUCCAUCCGUGCUGCUUUCCAAGGGUCUGGUAAGGAUCCGGACCCUUCGUUUCGCUCAACGACGUCCCCAGUCGUUGACGGUCAGGAUGGGGAAGAGAGUUUGACAUGGGAUGAGACUACAGUGGUACAUAGCGCAGGAGGAAUAUUAAGGCAAUCAUGGAAUUUUGAGGAGGAAGGCCAGCGCGUUCAGUACGCGUGUUUCGGGUGGCUUAUGAUGGAGGGAACGAUACACGCAGGUGGAACGGCUGGUGGAAGCUCGACGCGGGAAGAAGACGAUCAUCCCGGUCCUGUUCCAUCUGAGCAAAAGCCAGAGCGGGAUAUAUUUGGACCAUUCUUCCGCGCAAGGAAGGCGCGAAUGCGGACUGUAGAACCCACAACGAUUGCCCGUGGGGUAUAUAUCUUUCUUCGAAGCUUCGGAAAGGUGUUCCUCAUGAACGGCCUUGAGUACUCGUUUUCGUUGCCUUUCAUCGUUCAUCGAGCGUGGCCACUUAGUCCGCACGGGGUCUUGUUACAGCGCGUAGUUGAGCCUGUCGAAUUGGACGAGCCCGAUCCAUUACCGAGAUUAUACAGCUUGACAAACCCGUUCCAGGAACCACGACCCAUUGGGAUGGCUGAGGGUAUAAAGGGUGGACAUAGCUUUAGCCCUGCCACUGCAGAAGUCGAUACUCAUGAACUAAGGGCCUCACGAACAGUACAUGCCGAAGAUCAAUUGGUAUGGAUUACAUUGAGGUCACAUAAUACGACCGACACCGACAAUCUAUUCGCAACGAUAAACGCAAGCACAAAGAAGCUGUCUCUCUGGAGAUAUGUUUACGUUCCGCCGAAACCUCUCCCUGUUGCUAAGUCUGCACCGACUCAAUCUCCUCCGAAUCGUCGUGGACAGCCCUCUGGAGAGAAAACAAAUGCACAAACACGAACUGCGGGUCAUAGUGGGAAGGACUUGAUCGCACGUAGUGAUCGUAUUCGAAUUCCUUCACCGGACUUCGAACCGACUCAAGCAGCGGAAUUCAAUGAAAUGCCGCCGUUAUCUUCAAUUCCCGGUAUGGCACCUGCGUUAUCCAGUACGACAACACUCGCAUCACUAGCUAGUGCGGGCUCUGGGAUGCCGUCGUUGCCGUCAGGAGCAACCGCCCGAGGACGGCGGAACUCCUUGACACGGAAUGACCUAACAUCUACAAUGGAUCGUAUGGUUUUAGGACGCCGUACGUGGAUGAAUCUGAGUUUUGCGGCAUAUGAUCAGCGUUUCGACGGCAAGAAGGCGCGCUCCAUCGUUGUAUUGUGUCUUCCUGCUUCCAAGCAAGCGAUUCACUUAGAGCUUUUUGCCCUGUCUGAAGAAAAUACACUCAAAAUGGAACUUCUGUCGACCCGACAUUCAGUACGAUCUAUAGCUGCUGUGAAAGCCACAAGACCGCAUACUUGGGAUCUCCUUGUCCUUAAGGCCGAUUUCAGUCUCUCUUUACUCACCUUUGACGAUAUGGAGAUCCCAUUACGAGUUAAUUUUGCGGGACUCGGAGAGACACAGAAUAGUCCGGUAGACGUAGAGAUGGAUAGCGAUCCGUUUGACGAGACGAGCCCUCCGGCACCCGGCGACCCAAGGAAUCUGAGGGUUGUUGGGUUGCAGGAUCCAUUGGUUUCAACCGUGAAGCUUAUCCUAGCCGAUGGCCGCAUGGCUCAGCUCAAAGUUGACCUUACUCCAACCGACCAGCUAGUCGCUCACAUUAUUCAUAUCCUUGCACUUUAUUGCAAACCGAAAGAUUUCCUCGGAAUAUACACAGCAUUUAUUCACACCUGGAACGAAAAUCUACGAAGUCCGCUACCUGACGUCCAGUUCGAUUGUGUAGCUGAGGCCAUCUUGAGGAACUGGGGUGUUGCUUGGUUGUCCACGGAAAAUCCGCAAGUGUCAUCGUCUUCUCCUUGGGAAGCACUUGUAAAAAGCUCGUCUUACUCUCGUUUGCGAGAUGAUGCGACCGUUAUGAGGCUCAUACCCAUGCCCGAGCCUCCACCCCGCCUUCCGGUGUACAAAAAUUGGUCUCGGUCUGAAAAAAACGCAUUGUACUACUUGCUUAUGGGUUUACAUUUUCUUGGCGAGGAAUACCGUCUUCUGGCCCACAGACAUGAAGCAUUAAUAAGACUUUCGACGUUGACGUUGCGACUCGCUGAACUUGUUUGGUCUGGUUUUGCUGACCUUCUUAAGAGGCUGUAUCCUAGUUCGUCAAGUGGGUGGACUUCAGGUUAUAACAUCACGGACGAUGACGAAGUCAUCUAUCCCAGGGACGUUUUUUCAGCUCUUUACGUGCUGCUUGUGACUCCUGAGCACCGACCUCCUUUAAUCGAUGCUACAAUUAAUCGUCCAAACAUGUCUAACGCGUAUGGACGCGUCGACCCGCAUCCUGUUAUGCGUGAAUUCAACCAACUGUUCACCACACUGUCAGAUUUAAAACAGUCCGAUAGUCGAAAACGUGCAGAGGCGACCGUACUAAUGAUGGCACAACAUCAGUUCGGUCUCGAUUUUCUCAAUCUUCUGCCGUUGACAUAUAGCAUGCCGCUCCGUGAGGCUGCGCGUACAUGUCAACUCGGACCUCCGCCUGAUUGGCCUGUCGCAGCGUACGAAUUCGUCGGGCGCAGCGAUCUGACCGAGUCUGGGAAAAUCAAUGAUGAUCUUAUGUUCAACGAUGGCUAUCGUUCAAUGAAGGAGCAUCUUAAAUCGGGCUUCUCCCGGAAGGCGUACCGCACAGUAUUCGAAGAGGUCCACAGGGCGGUUGACCAUGGCGAAGAGACGGUGACUGGCGUUGAACUCGAGAUGACAGAUUUCACCGAUGUCCGAUUCGGUCAGGAUCGUCGAUUGCAAGAAGUGGCCAGGAUGUUGCGUUCAUCUAACAUCCCGUCUAUACGGAUGAUUGAUCGUCCAGAUUUGAACGAGCACGACUUUGCGAAGGAACAGCAGAUGCAGGUCUUGCGCACGGCAGAAAGGACUUUGGCACUGCCCAUCGGACGUGCAAUGUUUACCUUUGCGACAAUCCCAUCUGUAACAAGGGAAGUAUUCACGGUGCCCAAAAUUGAGUUGGCUAUCCGUCUACAACCUCAAAACAUUUGCAUAUCCCCUGAGCCAGGGAAAAUGCUGCUGGAAGCUACCAACUGGGCGGAGUUUCACAACGGCGUCGCUGCUGCGUUGCGAAUUUCGCCUUCGACUGGAGCCAUCGACAGUUCUUGGAUUUCAUUCAAUAAACCGAAUGAGUUGACACCCCAACAUGCAGGCUUCCUUUUUGGACUUGGGUUGACCGGCCAUCUGAAGGAAAUGCUGACGUGGCAUACUUUCGGGUAUCUGACUCCCAAACACGAAUUGACGUCCAUUGGAGUCCUACUCGGACUGGCGGCGGCCAAUAUUGGCAGUUGUAACAAGCAUGUCACUAAGCUGCUUGCAGUCCAUACACCAGCUUUUCUUCCAUCACCCGAUGUGGAUUUGAACGUGCCAUUAAAUACUCAAGCGGCUGGCCUUGUCGGUAUUGGGCUAUUAUAUCUGGGUUCAAAGAAUCGACGCAUGGCGGAGGUAGCCUUGCACCAGAUCAGUCGACCCGAUCUUUUGCAGCCGGAAUUUGGUAAUGAAACUAGGGAGGCAUACACCGUAGCCGCCGCAUUGUCAUUCGGUAUGAUAAUGCUAGGCAGAGGGACUGCGACGACGAGUCCUGCAGAUGUUGCCAUUUUGUCUCGUCUUCGUGUCCUUAUUCACGGUGAGGGGCCAGCGGUGUUCCAAACGAAACCGGUUAAACAAUCAUUUGAUGUCAAUCUCACUUCACCUGCGGCGACAAUGGCACUGGGUCUAAUGUACCUUAAGACGAACCGACAAGCCGUGGCAGACAUGCUCACAAUACCUGAUACAGUUGCUGCACUCAAUUAUAUUCAGCCCAAUUUUCUGCUGGUACGCACGAUAGCACGCAAUCUGAUCAUGUGGAACGAUAUCAAACCAACGCGUGAAUGGUUACUGAAGCAAGUUCCCGAUCAAAUCAUGCGGAUUAUGGAGACCCGGAUGCCUUAUCAGACUGUGGAUGAUGCUAUUGAACUUGCCUACUACCAUGUAACUGCCGGUGCUGUAUUUGCGCUAGCACUGAAAUAUGCUGGUACUGCAAGUCAUGAGGCCUAUUCGAUUAUCGCGGAGUUCUACGAGUUCUUCCGGAGGUCUUCAUGGCACAACACUUCAUUAGGCCCGAACUUCGAUCAUCGCAUAAAACGCGCGGCGACUAGAGACGGUCUUAAUCUUGUCACCCUGUCCAUGGGUAUGGUUAUGGUUGGAACUGGGGAACUUAGCUGCUUGAAACGGCUUCGUUUGGCGCACGGGAUGUAUAAUCAGCCGAUUCGCUAUGGCUCUCAUAUGGCGACACACAUGGCUCUCGGUCUUCUUUUCCUCGGAGGAGGAAGGUUCUCACUUGGAACGUCCGAUGCUGCCGUUGCGUGCAUGGUAGCCGCCUUCUACCCGCAUUUCCCAGCUUUAUCAUCGGAUAAUAGGGCAUAUCUUCCGGCUCUACGUCACUUAUGGGUUCUAGCCGUCGAACCGCGGUGUCUCAUUGCUCGAGAUGUCGAUACAAAGGAAGUCGUGUAUCUGCCAAUGAAAAUCAGGGUCAAGGAGGAGAGUGGCGCGGUUGGAACUGCUCAGCUGAUAGCGCCAACGUUGAUACCAAGUUUGGACCGUCUGCUGUCGAUUAAGAUCGAUACACCUCGAUACUGGCCAUUCUUACUUGAUAUCGCUCAUAAUACUCGUCACAUGGGUGGUCUUCUUCAGUCUCAGACACUAUUCGUCAAGCGAAGGACAAUGUUCUUGAGCUAUAUGGAGGAUCCAAAGGGUAGUCGUAGCUUGUUUGUACGGUCCGGGAUGUCGACUGGUGAUGCCGCAACUCUCGACUUCCCUCAGCUGACCGACACCAAGGCUCAUCCCGCCAGUGAUGUCCAGCAUUACAUCACAUCACAUUCGAACGACAUCUCCUUCAUUGCCUUCGCAGACAGACUGUGUCGCGGCGAUGGAAUCACGGAAGAAGAGAAGAUCUUCAACAACUACUGUCACGCUGCACUACUGGACUGCAUCAUCCAAGACAAACCCCAAAUGCUUACGUCCUACCUAGCUCUCUACCGAACCCGUCUCCUUAACCCACGAUCCCGAUACUUCCCACUCAUCCAACAAGAUCUUGUGCAUCUGAACGCAUUUUACUCCAACCUCUUCGAUCGACGCUUCAGCGGCCGGUCAGAAGGGAUUACACGCCCUGCUCUCCUCAGAGAGAACUCCGUAUCCGGUGCACUCCUCGCUGUCGACAAAAAGCUGCACACCGUAACGCAACAACCGGAGUUCCAACGUGCCUUACGUGUGUACGUACUGAACCAGCUAUCGAGCGAGUAUUUGCGUGAUAGUCCUGCUCAUCCCGACGUUGAACGGAACCUGGCAUGGUACUUACAACGCCACACAGUCCCUUACGCUCCGUAUUUCCCUGUACUGCAGCAAUUGGCAGUCGAGACUCUAGCAAAAUAUGAAUCAACCGCACCCCCAGAUGGCGUUGCCGGGACAGACAAAGUGAACGACUUAGAACAGGGUGUUAAGCUUAUGCUGCACGCUGCAAUCGCUGCUCAGCAGCGAGCAUUUGGGAGUUGGACUAUAGAGUCUUUCAAUGACAUUUUGCAGAUAUGGCAAACCAGUUAA
Molecule: messenger RNA, 5896 nt
Organism: Fomitiporia mediterranea MF3/22
Lineage: Eukaryota; Fungi; Basidiomycota; Agaricomycetes; Hymenochaetales; Hymenochaetaceae
Exons: 6
Coding region: 83-5896 (1937 amino acids)
Biological process (GO): metaphase/anaphase transition of mitotic cell cycle; anaphase-promoting complex-dependent catabolic process; protein K11-linked ubiquitination
Cellular component (GO): anaphase-promoting complex
Molecular function (GO): molecular adaptor activity
Source: RefSeq, a predicted model, not a curated record